AUGGGCUUCGAGCAAAGCCUGCAUGAGGCCAUCUACCGGCGGGGCAAUGGAGGAAACGCCCUGCUAGUGGGUGUCUAUGUCGACGACUUGGUGAUCACCGGUACCAAGGAUGCGGAGGUGGCGGCAUUCAAGGAAGAGAUGAAGGCCACCUUCCAGAUGAGUGACCUAGGACCUCAAUCCUUCUACCUGGGGAUCGAGUUGACCUCGAUAGACCACCUAUGCCAAGCUGUGAAGAGGAUUAUCUGCUACGUUGCGAGGACUCUCGACCAUGGUGUCUACUACCCGAGGUGUCCUGGGGAGGCACACUUCAUCGGGUAUAGCAAUAGCGACCGCACCGGAGACAUCAACACCAGCAAGAGCACGAGCGGGACCCUCUUCUUCCUCGGCAAGUGCCUCGUUAGCUCGCAGUCUGUCAAGUAG
This is a messenger RNA of Panicum hallii, 420 nucleotides long. RefSeq lists its product as uncharacterized. NCBI's taxonomy places the organism in Eukaryota, Viridiplantae, Streptophyta, Magnoliopsida, Poales, Poaceae. The coding region runs from base 1 to 420 and encodes 139 amino acids. The record is from RefSeq and is a predicted model, not a curated record. The transcript has 2 exons.